This is a messenger RNA of Alnus glutinosa, 1647 nucleotides long. Its product is annotated as peroxisome biogenesis protein 2. The transcript has 8 exons. Gene Ontology annotation, molecular function: zinc ion binding. The coding region runs from base 137 to 1234 and encodes 365 amino acids. Gene Ontology annotation, cellular component: peroxisomal membrane. Gene Ontology annotation, biological process: protein import into peroxisome matrix. The record is from RefSeq and is a predicted model, not a curated record. NCBI's taxonomy places the organism in Eukaryota, Viridiplantae, Streptophyta, Magnoliopsida, Fagales, Betulaceae.
AUUUGCCCCCCCGCUGCUUCAUUUUCCGAACCGCCUUGUGAGAUGGGAACAGAGCAUAGUUGAGCAUCCCAAUCUCCCUCCUUUCUCUCUCUCUCUCGCUCGCUCACACUUUUCUCUCUGAAACCCUGUCAAAGCCAUGGUCAAAGAAACCCUAGCUGCUCCAUCAUCAUCCCCUUCUUCUUCUUCUUCUUCUUCUUCUUCUUCUUCUUCAACGGCUUCCUUGAGUAACACCAAUCUCCCACCACCAGAAGACGCUUGGAUUGACACUUACCACAAGUUGCUCCCUCAUUGGCAAUCCCUCUCUCACUCUCACCUGCCAACAAUCCCAGUUUCAAUCUCGAGAGUAAAUCAAGUCGAUGCAGCAAGACUGGACGUUGAAAUGUCAGCCAUGCUGAAAGAGCAGCUGGUUAAGGUCUUCUCUUUGAUGAAGCCAGGAAUGUUAUUUCAAUAUGAAGCAGAGCUCGAUGCUUUCCUUGAGUUUCUCAUUUGGCGGUUCUCAAUUUGGGUAGAUAAGCCUACUCCGGGAAUCGCUCUCAUGAACUUGAGAUAUAGAGAUGAAUGUGCGAUGGAGGCAAGAGGAAAAGUCAGAACGGGUUUGGAAGGUCCUGGACUUACCAUGGCUCAGAAGAUUUGGUAUUGUGUUGCCACUGUUGGUGGUCAAUACAUCUGGGCUCGUUUACAGUCAUUCUCUGCUUUUCGCAGAUGGGGCGAUUCUGAGCAGAGGUCAUUCGCACGGCGAGCGUGGAUGUUGAUACAACGUGUAGAAGGAUUAUAUAAAGCUGCCUCAUUCGGCAACCUUCUCAUAUUUCUUUAUACGGGAAGGUACAGGAAUCUUAUUGAAAGAGCUUUGAGAGCUAGGCUUGUCUAUGGUAGCCCUAAUAUGAACCGAGCUGUUAGCUUUGAGUACAUGAACCGCCAAUUAGUGUGGAAUGAAUUCUCGGAGAUGCUGUUGUUACUUCUUCCUCUUCUCAAUUCAUCAUCCGUUAGAAACUUUCUCCCAUUCUCUAAACAUAAAUCUUCGAGUUCUGCAGAGGAUGACGCUGCUUGCCCCAUUUGUCUGGCUACUCCAACCAUUCCGUUUCUGGCUCUUCCAUGUCAGCACAGAUACUGUUAUUACUGCCUUAGGACGCGAUGUGCUGCAGUUCCAUCAUUCAGAUGUUCCAGGUGCAGUGAGCCUGUCAAUGCUAUGCAGCGGCAUGCUGGUGUCAGCAUUAAUUUAGUCCCAAAACAAUAAUCUCCAGAGAGGUUGAAGAAAAUAAAUUAAAAGCAUUUAUUACAGGUAGUAGCACUACUUUAUUAUUUUUUUUUCUCUCCCCCAUUAAAAUUUUCAAUCAAGAAAUCAAUUCCGGGUGAAAGCAAUUAUUCCGCCAUGGAGUGGGGGGGUUUCAUUCUUUGUCUUCUUUCCAGUGUAUUUAUUACAAAUAUAUAUAUAUAUAUAUAUCGUAAUGGGUUUAAUUUUUUCCCCAAUCAUUCGAAUAUUUGAAGUGGGUCUCUAGAAAAAGCAGGUGCCCUUUCAGUAAUGCCAAGCAAUGAUUCUUUGGCAGAUGGAACUACUUUAUUUAUUUUUGGUUGGUACUUAAUUUGCUUGAGCCAUGUUUGUUUCGGAUAAAAAGUAUUUGGUGUUGUUGGCUGUUAUUGGCCUCCAUA